Molecule: messenger RNA, 534 nt
Organism: Lineus longissimus
Lineage: Eukaryota; Metazoa; Nemertea; Pilidiophora; Heteronemertea; Lineidae
Exons: 1
Coding region: 1-534 (177 amino acids)
Biological process (GO): DNA integration
Molecular function (GO): nucleic acid binding
Source: RefSeq, a predicted model, not a curated record
AUGGGAAAUCUUCCAGCCGAGAGACUCAAGCUCCUAUCACCACCGUUCACAACCAUCGGGGUUGAUCUGUUUGGCCCAUUUCUACUGAAGUAUGGCUGUAAUAAAUCCAUCAAGGCAUGGGGAGCAAUAUUUACAUGUGGAACUGUUCGUGCAGUUCACCUAGAGAUUGUGGAGAGUUUGUCCACCUCAUCGUUUCUGCACGUGCUCAGACGAUUUGUUGCUCAUCAUGGCUGGCCCACAACGAUCAUUUCUGACAAUGGAACAAAUUUCAUUAGUGCAGAGAAAGAACUGAGGAAGCUCAUCAUUGAAGGUCGAAAACAGAUAGAGGAAUUCGCCAUUCUCCACAAAGUCAACUGGAAAUUCAUCACCCCACUGAGUCCCCAUCAGGGAGGAUUUUAUGAGAGUUUGAUAAAACAAGUGAAAAGUGGUUUGCGCAGUGUUGUAGGACAACAGGUACUCAGUUGGAAUGAAAUGUCAACUGCCUUUGCAGAGGUUGCAAGUUUGGUGAACACCAGAGCUAUUGGAUACUCCUAA